Molecule: messenger RNA, 1614 nt
Organism: Akanthomyces muscarius
Lineage: Eukaryota; Fungi; Ascomycota; Sordariomycetes; Hypocreales; Cordycipitaceae
Exons: 1
Coding region: 1-1614 (537 amino acids)
Molecular function (GO): protein binding
Source: RefSeq, a predicted model, not a curated record
AUGGAGUCUCACCAAAAAGUGACUGUGCUGCCAGCCCAGACGCCCAGGUAUCGCCGGGCUACCUCACGACCAUCAACACCGCUUACGACGGAUGAAUCCGAGAAACCAAGUCUGAAUUUGGACAAGGAUGAACUUCUUUCCUUAGUUUCAGGCCCAGUCGAAGCCACAGCGGCCGAGCUUUACGAGGCACAUCGAGAUCCAUUUCGUGGCGGAUUUGCCGCUCCAGAUGGCCCGCACAUCAGAAUAUCCGAUGCCAAACACGAUGUCUCAUUUCCCACUCAACAGGAUAUGCACAGAAUCUCGGCCGCCACACAGGCCACAGUCGAGAAGCUUUGCAUAUCUCUGCGGAAGCGACUGCGAUAUCGGGAGCUGGUCCCACUGGAAAGAAUAUACGCGACGUAUCAAGAACUGCCCGAACCUCGAAUGCUCAAUCUCACAGCAGGCUGGAGAAAGGAACUUUUACGAGUUAUGGGGAUGCCCAAGAAGCGAAACGCUACCAGCAUGCUGCGUUAUUUUUCUCUGGUGGCUGACGUAAAGAAUGCUGGCCUCACGCUCAAUCAGCGGCAGUGGAACUAUGCGCUGGCUUUCGCCGCCAAGUACACUGCCAGAGUCCAGACACGGCAGCUCGAAUCCGCAAUGCGACUGUGGUCGGAAAUGGAGCGUGAAGGGAACCAACCCGCAAAUGAAGUCACCUUUAACAUUCUCUUUGACGCCGCGACAAAAGCUGGCAGCUUUGCGCUGGCCGAUAUGCUGUACAAGGAAAUGGAAAACCGCGGUAUACACUUUAACCAUUUCCAUCACGUUACACUGAUCUAUUAUUUUGGCCUGCAGAGGGACUCUGAUGGCGUCCGAGCUGCGUACAAGGAGAUGGUGGAAGCUGGCCAGCUUGUGGAUACGAUUGCAUUGAACUGCGUCAUUUCAGGACUCCUCAGAUCUGGAGAGGAGGGAGCAGCCGAAGACACAUACCGUCGGAUGAGGGCUGGUGGGAAGGUGGCGCCUCGGCAGCCGGAAAAGGACUACAUGGUCUCCAAGGCCAUCACGAAAGCUCUCAUGAUGUUGUCCAAGGUGGCCAAGGAGCACCCUUCACUCAAAACCAACUUCCAAAGAAGUGUCCGCAUAUCCCCAGACCUGCGCACAUUCAAACUCUUCAUUGAACACUACGCUGUCCGUGUGGGAGACCUAGGCAAGGUGGUGUACUUUUUGGACGAAAUGAAGGCGCAGAGUGUCGUUUUGCACCCAACCCUGUUCCUGGGCAUCUUCCGAGGCUUUUUCCUCCAUGGUGGCCAUCCGGGUUCAGACUGGAGUGAGCAACGACUCGACAGCGUCGUAAAUGCUUUCUACCAAGCGCAAGACGAAAUGGGGGAACAAUUUCGCAUCGACAAAUGGGCUGUUAUCUGGUUCCUGAAAGCGGUCAAACGCUGUUGCUCGCAGCAGAAGCUGGAGAAGGCUUUUGACGAGGUUUCCACGCGUUGGGAUGUUCCUUUGGACCGUCGGCUGGAGGUUCUUGCUAUUUGCGAUAAGAUUGUUGGCAGAACUGACGACAUUGCAGCUUGGCGUAUCUUUGAGAGCACCGCCAAACUCAGGCAAAUCAUGGGCAACAGGAUUAUUCAGUAA